Molecule: messenger RNA, 4368 nt
Organism: Eublepharis macularius
Lineage: Eukaryota; Metazoa; Chordata; Lepidosauria; Squamata; Eublepharidae
Gene: TSHZ3
Product: teashirt zinc finger homeobox 3
Exons: 2
Coding region: 8-3250 (1080 amino acids)
Biological process (GO): regulation of transcription by RNA polymerase II
Cellular component (GO): nucleus
Molecular function (GO): DNA binding; DNA-binding transcription factor activity, RNA polymerase II-specific
Source: RefSeq, a predicted model, not a curated record
CUCCACCAUGCCCAGGAGGAAGCAGCAAGCGCCCCGGCGCGCAGCAGCAUAUGUUUCAGAUGAAAUGAAAGCUGCUGCGAUGGUGGAAGAUGACCUCGAAUCGGAUGAGAAUGCGGUAGAUGGAGAGCCUUCUGCAAAGUACGCUUGUCCGGAAAAGGACUUCAGUAAGAACUGCCAGAGCUAUCAAAACUCUCCAGUUGCCGAAUUUUCCAGCCACGAAAUGGACAGCGAGUCACACAUCAGUGAGACCAGCGACCGAAUGGCCGACUUCGAGAGCAGCUCCAUCAAAAACGAGGAGGAGAGCAAAGAGGUUUCGAUACAGCUGGAGGAGUCUGUGGUCUCUGACAGCUUGGAGCAGAUGAAAGCUGUCUACAACAACUUCCUCUCCAACUCAUACUGGUCCAAUCUCAACCUGAAUCUCCACCAGCCGACCUCUGAAAAAAACAACGGGAGCAGCAGCAGCAGCAGCAGUAGCAGCAGCAGCUGCGGCAGUGGAAGCUUUGACUGGCAUCAGACAGCCAUGGCGAAAACACUGCAGCAGGUUUCGCAGAACAGAAUCCUUCCUGAGCCCAGCCUUUUUAGCACAGUUCAAUUGUACAGACAAAGCAGUAAGCUUUAUGGCUCUAUAUUUACUGGAGCUAGUAAAUUCCGCUGUAAAGACUGCAGUGCUGCCUAUGAUACUUUAGUAGAAUUAACAGUGCACAUGAAUGAAACGGGACAUUAUCGGGAUGACAACCACGAAACAGAUAACAAUAACCCAAAAAGGUGGUCCAAGCCUCGUAAACGCUCUUUGCUAGAAAUGGAAGGGAAGGAAGACGCUCAGAAAGUAUUAAAGUGUAUGUACUGCGGCCAUUCUUUUGAAUCGCUUCAAGACUUGAGUGUCCAUAUGAUCAAAACGAAACAUUACCAAAAAGUGCCUCUGAAGGAACCUGUAACCCCUGUAGCAGCAAAAAUAAUCCCAGCCACUAGGAAGAAAACUUCCCUAGAGCUGGAACUUCCAAGUUCUCCUGAUUCCACUGGUGGGACCCCGAAAGCCACCAUCUCCGAUGCCAAUGAUGCACUUCAAAAGAAUUCCAACCCAUACAUUACACCAAAUAACCGUUACGGACACCAGAACGGUGCCAGCUAUGCUUGGCAUUUCGAGGCAAGGAAGUCUCAAAUCCUGAAGUGCAUGGAAUGUGGCAGUUCUCAUGAUACUUUGCAGGAACUCACUGCCCACAUGAUGGUGACCGGGCAUUUCAUUAAAGUCACCAAUUCUGCCAUGAAGAAAGGGAAACCUAUUAUAGAAGCCCCUGUGACACCUACCAUCACAGCGUUGCUGGAUGAAAAAGUCCAGUCUGUGCCACUUGCAGCCACAACAUUCACGUCUCCUUCCAAUACGCCGUCUAGCAUCUCCCCAAAAUUAAAUGUGGAAAUAAAAAAAGAGGUUGAUAAAGACAGGAUGAUUGCUGAUGAUAAGAUGAAAGACAAGGAGAAAUCAAGUGAAGAUGAGGAGAAAUAUGACAUCUCCUCAAAAUAUCAUUAUUUGACUGAAAAUGACUUGGAAGAGAGUCCGAAAGGGGGGCUAGAUAUUUUAAAGUCUUUAGAAAACACAGUUACAUCAGCUAUUAAUAAAGCUCAAAAUGGCACACCAAGCUGGGGUGGCUACCCCAGUAUUCAUGCUGCCUACCAGCUACCCAACAUGAUGAAGUUGUCCUUAGGUUCAUCAGGGAAAAGUACGUCCUUAAAACCUAUGUUUGGAAAUGCGGAAAUGGUGUCCCCAACUAAAAGCCAGCCUCUAGUUUCCCCGCCAAGCAGCCAAACUUCUCCUGUGCCGAAGACUAAUUUCCAUGCAAUGGAAGAGCUGGUCAAGAAGGUCACGGAGAAAGUGGCCAAAGUUGAAGAAAAAAUGAAGGACCCUGAAGGGGGGAAACUGUCGCCAUUGAAGAGAGCAACACCUUCGCCGUGUAGCAGUGAAGUCAGCGAGCAGAUCAAGAUGGACACCUCCAAUGACAUUAGUUUUAAAAGCCCACAGAAUAGCCCGGUUUCUCAGAGGGAGAGUUGCAAGGACAGCCCAAAAGGGGAGCCGGUGGAAAAUGGUAAGGAGCUUGUCAAGGCCAUCACGAGUUCUUUGAGUAGCAGCACAGCUAUUAUUACUGACCAUCCUCCUGAACAACCGUUCGUAAAUCCGUUAAGCGCAUUACAGUCCGUCAUGAAUAUUCAUCUUGGGAAGGCAGCAAAGCCCUCUCUGCCUGCUCUGGACCCAAUGAGUAUGCUCUUUAAAAUGAGCAACAGCCUAGCAGAAAAAGCUGCUGUGGCUACCCCACCCCUACAGUCCAAAAAACCAGACCAUUUAGACCGCUAUUUUUAUCAUGUCAACAAUGACCAGCCCAUAGAUUUGACGAAAGGCAAGAGUGACAAAGGCUGCUCUUUGGGUUCAGCGCUUUUGUCAUCCACAUCGGCGUCUUCUGCUUCUUCUUCAUCUACAGUGACAACAGCAAAGACAUCUGCAGUUGUGUCAUUCAUGUCAAACUCGCCGCUACGCGAGAAUGCCUUGUCAGAUAUAUCUGAUAUGCUGAAGAACCUGACAGAAAGUCACACAUCAAAAUCUUCCACACCUUCCAGCAUAUCUGAGAAAUCUGACAUUGAUGGGACCACAAUAGAAGAACCGGAAGAGGCGACCCCGGCUCAGAAAAGGAAGGGACGGCAGUCUAAUUGGAACCCUCAACAUUUGCUCAUCUUGCAGGCCCAGUUUGCAGCCAGCUUACGGCAGACCUCAGAGGGAAAAUACAUCAUGUCGGACUUAAGCCCUCAGGAAAGAAUGCACAUUUCUAGAUUUACCGGGCUCUCCAUGACCACCAUUAGCCACUGGUUGGCCAAUGUGAAAUACCAACUUCGAAGGACAGGGGGGACAAAGUUCCUUAAAAAUUUGGACACUGGGCAUCCAGUGUUCUUUUGUAACGACUGUGCUUCACAAAUCAGAACUCCUUCAACGUAUAUCAGUCAUCUUGAAUCACAUCUAGGUUUCCGGCUACGAGACUUGUCCAAACUUUCCAGCGAACAGAUUAACAAUCAGAUAGCACAAACCAAGUCACCCUCUGAAAAACUUUUGGCUCCAUCGCCAGAGGAUGAAUUAGGAACUUCCUACCAGUGUAAACUUUGCAAUAGGACCUUUGCAAGCAAACAUGCCGUUAAGCUUCAUCUCAGUAAAACGCAUGGGAAGUCUCCAGAAGACCAUCUCCUGUAUGUUUGUGAACUAGAAAAGCAGUAGCGUUUGCUUUGGACAAAAAAAGGGAAAACGACAACUGUACUUAGCUUUGAGGGAAACUGUCAAAAAAGACGCCUUAAAGCUUUCUGUUCUGUUCUUGGCACAUAAUUCUUAUUUUAACUCUGAGGUGUCACUCGGGCUUGAACUUCUAUUUUUUUUUUUUAUAAACUGUACAGUGUUUAAUAGAGGUGCAUAAUCAGCUGUUGUUACUGGUAAAAUAUGAAGGUUAAAACGCAGUGGUAAGUGUUUGGAACUUUGUGUAAAUUGGGGUUUAGUUGAAGCGCAUCCCUCCGAUGCCUCAAACUGCAUGCAUUAACAAGACAGUUUAAUUAAGCAUUUAUUAACUAAUGCUGGUGCACUUUUUUCAUGGUGACUAAGUGUGCUGGUAGGUUCGCACCCUGUAAAUCUUUAGCCCUCUGAGUACUUUGAAGCACUUUUGCAUUAAAUUUUUUUAAAGUAUGUGGAUAUAUUCCUUUUUUAAAAAAAAUUAUCCCUUUCCAACUUAGGACAUAUCCGGGCAAUGUGGAGAACCUUGCCUUGAGCAAGAUGUGCCACCAGCCACCAGCAGGAAUUGCUUGUGUAAUCCAACCAGCUAAGCAUCUUUGUGACAUCUGAAGGAUCAGUCGCAUAGCCUGCAUGAGUUUCCAUUAAGAUAUUACAUCGGAUUGCAAUUGCCGCUGGUUGGAUGUACAAGCCGCUCAGGCAUCUGGUUGGUGGCUCUUCCUGUGACAUCUGAAACCACUGUUAUGUUAGGGAUCUGAUGCCUUGUGAAAGCGCUUCCAAUAUUAACAGUUUAGAUGCUGGAUCCCUUCUGCAGGUCCCUCACACAGCUGGCAAUCCUAGGAGUUGGUUUUCUGUGAUGUGUGCAUGCAUGUCUCGAAGGGAAAUGCUUUUCCCUUGGAUGCUUUCUGCACAUUUGGCUGUGUGGUGCAGUGCCCGCCAAGGAGCAUGGGAUGUUGCCAUCGGCUCACACCUUUUGUUGGAGUUAACUAAUGGACUCCCAUGUAUGGUGAGGCGGCUCCCAUCUUGAAACAUUAAAAUAUAUUAUUUUCACAUUGAAACAUAGAUGUAUAUAUUGUAUAGAUUUCAAAAUCCUCUUAUGGAAAAUGUGAUUGUGGACG